GAAUCACAGAGCAGUGUUACGCCGGACGAGCAGCGAAGAGAGCGCAGCCAGCAGCGUGGCAGGCAUGGAGCCUUUCGGGUUUGAAUCGGGGCCGAGCCGGGCGGUGCAGACGUUCCAGUCGCACGAGGAAAGCUACCAUCGGUGCUCGAUGUCGAUCAACCGCGCCAUCAACGGCAUCCAGCUGAACAACCUUGUUGACGCCGUCGGCGCGACCUCGCUGCCGCUCGACCUUCAAGAAGCCGAACAACAUGUGAAGGGCAUGGAGAUCGAAGUCCGUUCGAUGAAGGGCAACGAGCGGCGUCAGUGCCAGAGCAGAGCCAACCAGUGCCGGGCCGACUUGAAAGCUCUGCGCAGGAGCAUAGACCAGGCAGGGCAGCGGGCCCAGGCGGAGGAGCUGAUGCGUCGAAGUGGCGGCGGGGCAAUCGGAGGGGGACCGAGAAAUUUCUCGGAAAGCGGUGGCGACCUAGGGGGGCUGGGCCCGGAUCUUGCGCAGCAGAGUCUCGCCAGGAGUCGAUUGAGUCUUCAAGACUCUCGAAGAGUGCUGGAGGAGACCGAGGGCAUCGGGCGCGGCGUCAUGGGCGACCUGGAGUCGCAGCGGGAGUCCCUCCUGCGCUCCCGGACGAGCGUGCGAGACACCGGGGCGGCCGCGGGGCAGGCGCGGCGCCUGCUGGGGUCUAUCUCCCGUCGGGAGCUGAGACACCGGCUGUGCCUCUACGCUGUCAUCGCCCUGCUGAGCGCGGCGAUCGUUUUCGUCCUUUACCUCAAGAUCCGACGGCGAAGUCUCUUGUGAAAAAAAAAUCUCUCUUUUUGUUUUUUUUUUUGCGUUUUUGACACCCAGUAGGAUGGAUUCGUGUAGGCAACGGGUGCUCAACACAUGACCACCACCGUGAAGAACGGCUGUCCUGCUGGUGAGCUACACAAGGGGAGCGAAACCCUCUCCGUCGAAGACAGUCGCAUCGUAGGAGCUUGAUUGGAACAUUCCGUGUCAUGGUGACUGGCAUCGUCGGCGAGGCUAAGGCAGAAAUGUAAAAUCUCGUUGUUCUGGUCG
Molecule: messenger RNA, 1048 nt
Organism: Ectocarpus siliculosus
Lineage: Eukaryota; Phaeophyceae; Ectocarpales; Ectocarpaceae
Source: the annotation of a GenBank genome assembly